Molecule: messenger RNA, 630 nt
Organism: Ilex paraguariensis (yerba mate)
Lineage: Eukaryota; Viridiplantae; Streptophyta; Magnoliopsida; Aquifoliales; Aquifoliaceae
Source: the annotation of a GenBank genome assembly
AUGAUAACAGACCAACCAGCAAGUCUCUACGCUGCGACGAAGAAAGCCGGUGAAGAAAUAGCUCACACUUAUAAUCACAUCUAUGGCCUCUCUCUCACUGCCCUUCGGUUCUUCACAGUGUACGGACCUUGGGGAAGACCAGACAUGGCGUAUUUCUUCUUCACCAAGGACAUACUUCAGAACAAACCCAUAAAUAUUUAUCAAACACAGGACGAUAAAGAGGUGGCGCGUGACUUCACGUACAUUGACGACGUCGUUAAAGGGUGUCUCGGAGCUAUUGACACGGCGGAGAAGAGCACCGGCAGUGGUGGCCGGAAAAAAGCUCCGGCGCAACUGAGAGUGUACAAUUUGGGGAACACUUCGCCGGUGUCGGUGGGGAAGCUAGUGGGUAUACUGGAAAACUUACUGAGUGUGAAGGCGAAGAAGCAUGUGAUUAGGAUGCCACGAAACGGCGACGUUCCGUUCACUCAUGCAAACGUGAGCCAGGCGUACAGGGACUUCGGGUACAAGCCCACCACCGACUUGGCUACAGGGUUGAGAAAGUUUGUCAGAUGGUACGUUAGUUAUUAUGGUAUUCAAUCAAGGGUAAAAUUGGAAAUUCACAAUGGCAAGCCCGCUGAUUCUGCAUAA